Molecule: messenger RNA, 4141 nt
Organism: Arachis duranensis
Lineage: Eukaryota; Viridiplantae; Streptophyta; Magnoliopsida; Fabales; Fabaceae
Product: putative multidrug resistance protein
Exons: 7
Coding region: 329-4075 (1248 amino acids)
Biological process (GO): transmembrane transport
Cellular component (GO): membrane
Molecular function (GO): ATP hydrolysis activity; ABC-type transporter activity; ATP binding
Source: RefSeq, a predicted model, not a curated record
GCACAAAAAUGAUUAUAGUUAAAAUAAAAUAACUAAAUUUUGAAUAAAAUAUAUUUGCCCGGCGGCCAUUUUCACUCUAUGUCCAUGUUUUAUCAAACGGCCUUGUUUCUAAAAUGACAACAACAAGAGCCAUUUGUUAGUCCAUACUCAUCUAUUUAACUAAGAAUCUGACCAAGCAUAUAUAAAUCUUUUUCAAGUAUAUAUUUUAGUGCAUUAGUGACAUAUGUAGCUUAAUAAAUCUCUAGUAGAGGGGGAAAAAAAUAAAAAAUAGGGUAUAUAUCUUUCAUUUCAUUCUCUCCAAAGAGAGCAUCAAGUGAAGGUAGCAAUAAUGGGGAACAAUAGCAUGUUUCGUUAUGCAGAUGGUGUGGACAAGUUGUUAAUGUUGUUUGGGACCAUCGGAAGCAUUGGUGAUGGAUUGCAGAACCCUCUUAUGAUGUAUAUUCUUAGUGAUGUUAUCAAUGCUUAUGGAGACAAGAAUACCAAAUUGGGUAUGCAUGAUGUGAACAAGUAUGCAUUGAGGCUUUUAUUAGUUGCAAUUGGUGUUGGACUUUCAGCUUUUGUAGAAGGAAUGUGUUGGGCAAGAACUGCAGAGAGACAGGCUUCAAGAAUGAGAAUGGAAUAUUUGAAAUCAGUGCUGAGACAAGAAAUUGGAUUCUUUGAUAGCCAGACAGCUGGUACUUCAACAACUUACCAAGUUGUCUCACUCAUCUCCUCAGAUGCCAAUACCAUCCAAGUUGCCUUGUGUGAGAAGAUACCAGACUGCUUGACAUACAUGUCAACAUUCUUUUUCUGCCACAUCUUUGCAUUUGUGCUUUCAUGGAGACUCACACUUGCAGCCAUACCACUCUCCCUCAUGUUCAUAGUCCCAGCUCUCAUGUUUGGGAAGAUGAUGUUGGAUGUGACAAUGAAAAUGAUUGAGUCUUAUGGUGUUGCUGGUGGGAUUGCAGAGCAAGCAAUAUCUUCAAUAAGAACUGUUUAUUCCUAUGUUGGGGAAAACCAAACUCUGAACAAAUUCAGCAGUGCCCUUCAGAAAACCAUGGAGUUAGGAAUAAAGCAAGGUUUUGCAAAAGGGUUGAUGUUAGGGAGCAUGGGAGUUAUUUAUAUAAGUUGGGGUUUUCAGGCUUGGGUUGGAACCAUUCUUAUCACUGAAAAAGGAGAAAAGGGUGGUCAUGUUUUUGUGGCUGGCUUCAAUGUACUCAUGGGAGGGCUGAGCAUUUUAAGUGCACUUCCAAAUUUAACUGCCAUAACAGAAGCAACUACUGCCGUCACUCGCCUUUUCGAAAUGAUUGAUAGGGUACCAUCCAUAGAUUCUGAAGACAAAAAGGGGAAGGCCUUGUCAUAUGUUAGAGGAGAAAUUGAAUUCAGGAACAUAUACUUCAAUUAUCCAUCAAGACCAGACACACCAAUCUUACAAGGACUCAAUCUCACUUUUCCAGCAGGCAAGAGAGUAGGCCUUGUUGGUGGUAGUGGUUCUGGAAAAUCAACAAUCAUUGCACUUCUUGAGAGGUUCUAUGACCCUAUUGAGGGAGAAAUACUAUUGGAUGGUCACAAGAUUAGUAGACUUCAGUUGAAAUGGUUUAGAUCCCAAUUUGGCCUAGUGAAUCAAGAGCCUGUUCUUUUUGCUACAUCAAUUAAAGAGAAUAUAUUGUUUGGAAAAGAAGGGGCUUCAAUGGAAAAUGUGAUAAGUGCAGCUAAGUCAGCAAAUGCACAUGAUUUCAUUGUUCAGUUGCCAGAUGGUUAUGAAACUCAAGUUGGACAGUUUGGAUUUCAAUUAUCCGGCGGACAGAAGCAGCGAAUCGCCAUAGCAAGAGCAUUACUUAGAGAUCCAAAGAUUCUCCUGCUUGAUGAAGCAACCAGUGCUCUGGAUGCACAAUCCGAAAGGGUAGUACAGGCUGCAAUAGAUCAAGUUUCAAAAGGAAGGACAACAAUCAUCAUCGCACACCGUUUAUCGACGAUACAAACGGCCGACCUCAUUGCUGUCCUUCAAGAAGGCAGAGUGAUUGAAUUAGGCACCCAUAAUGAGCUGAUGGACUUGAAUGACGGACAAGGCGGAGCCUACGCCCGAAUGGUAGAGUUGCAGCAAGUAACAGCUCAGAAUGAUGAACCAAGGCCUAGUUCCAAUGCUCCCAAGGAGCGAAGGAGCACACAAAGGAUCAGCACUCCUCAAAGCCCUUCAGUGAGUUUCACAUCAAGCACACAUGGCACUCCAAUGUUCACUCCCUUCAGUCAGGGACUUUCCAUGGGAACUCCUUACUCCUACACAGUUCAAUAUGAUCUGGAUGAUGAUAGUUUCGAAGAUAACCCGAAACGAUUGCAUCAUCCGGCUCCGUCACAGUGGCAAUUGCUAAAGUUAAGUGCUCCUGAGUGGGGUAGAGCAUUGCUUGGACUCUUGGGAGCGUUGGGCUCUGGAGCAGUUCAACCAAUAAAUGCAUACUGUGUUGGAUUGCUAAUAUCUAUCUACUUUGACACUGAUAACAUGAAGUCCAAGACUCGACGCCUGGCCCUGGUUUUCUUAGGAAUCGGUGUCUUUAACUUCUUCACAAGCAUCCUCCAACACUACAAUUUCGCAGUCAUGGGCGAAAGGUUGACUCGAAGAAUCCGCGAGAAGCUUCUAGAAAAACUGAUGACAUUUGAGAUAGGAUGGUAUGACCAGGAAGAGAACACCAGCGCGGCGAUCUGCGCAAGACUAUCUUCCGAAGCCAACUUGGUUCGAUCACUGGUAGGCGAUCGGAUGUCAUUGUUAUCACAGGCAUUAUUUGGUUCUCUGUUUGCGUAUGCUCUAGGACUCGUGCUGACGUGGAAGCUGUCCCUUGUGAUGAUUGCAGUGCAGCCAAUUGUCAUCGGAAGCUUCUAUGCAAGGAGUGUUUUAAUGAAAAGCAUGGCUGAAAAGGUGCGAAAGUCACAACGAGAAGGAAGCCAGCUGGCAAGUGAGGCAGUUAUAAACCACAGAACAAUAACCGCCUUCAGUUCUCAGAAGAGAAUGAUGUCACUCUUCCAAUCCACUAUGUUAGGCCCUAAGCAAGAGAGCAUUAGGCAUUCUUGGAUUUCGGGUUUCGGCCUUUUCAGCUCCCAAUUCUUCAACACUGCUUCCACAGCUUUAGCAUACUGGUAUGGUGGGAGGCUCCUUGUGAAUGGUGACAUUACUCCCAAGCAUCUGUUCCAAGCCUUCUUGAUAUUGCUCUUCACUGCUUACAUCAUUGCAGAGGCUGGAAGCAUGACAAAUGACAUAUCUAAAGGAAACAGUGCAGUCGGAUCGGUUUUCGCCAUCUUGGACCGGAAAAGCGAGAUUGAUCCUGAGACAUCAUGGGGGUCAGAUAAAAGAAGGAAGAUUAGGGGUAAAGUUGAGCUUAAGAGUGUGUUCUUUGCAUAUCCAACUAGGCCUGAUCAAAUGAUAUUUAAGGGUUUGUGUCUCACAGUUGAAGCUGGGAGAACAGUGGCACUAGUAGGGCAUAGUGGGAGUGGCAAAUCCACCAUUAUUGGUCUUGUUGAGAGAUUUUAUGAUCCUUUGAAGGGAAGUGUGUGUAUAGAUGAACAAGAUAUUGUGUCAUAUAAUUUGAGAAUGCUGAGGUCACAUAUUGCAUUGGUGAGUCAAGAGCCAACACUUUUUGCUGGAACCAUUAGAGAAAAUAUUGCUUAUGGAAAAGAAGAGGCUACUGAAUCUGAGAUAAGAAGGGCUGCAGCUAUGGCUAAUGCUCAUGAAUUCAUAAGUGGAAUGAAAGAUGGGUAUGAGACAUAUUGUGGAGAAAGAGGGGUUCAACUCUCAGGAGGGCAGAAACAAAGAGUAGCAUUAGCAAGGGCCAUACUAAAGAAUCCAGCAAUAUUGCUUCUUGAUGAGGCUACAAGUGCAUUGGACAGUGUGUCAGAGAAUUUGGUCCAAGAAGCACUUGAGAAGAUGAUGGUUGGACGAACAUGCAUUGUUGUGGCACAUAGGCUAUCUACAAUACAAAGAUCCAACUCCAUUGCUGUCAUUAAGGGUGGCAAGGUUGUGGAACAAGGUUCACAUAAUGAGUUAAUUUCCCUUCAUGGGGCAUACUAUUCUCUUAUUAAACAUCAAAAUGCUAACUCCUCUCGAUAAAAUUUGCUCACGAUAUUGUAAUGUAUAAAUUGGUUUUGUUUCUUAAUAAACUGCUUUUAUCGUUUG